Molecule: messenger RNA, 2481 nt
Organism: Helobdella robusta
Lineage: Eukaryota; Metazoa; Annelida; Clitellata; Rhynchobdellida; Glossiphoniidae
Exons: 18
Coding region: 97-2481 (794 amino acids)
Cellular component (GO): mitochondrion
Molecular function (GO): NAD(P)HX epimerase activity
Source: RefSeq, a predicted model, not a curated record
UUUAAUCUUUUAGCAGAAUUGUCGUUUGUUUCCGUCAAAAAAUUCAAAAAUUUUACCGAAAGUUUAUUAAACGUCAUUUUAUCGAUCAUUGAACCCAUGUCUAAUUCGAACGUUCCAAUCAAAAAAGAAGGCAUACUCCAGAAUUCACAAGAGGGUGUCCAAAAUGUCAAAACUGAAAAUAAUGGUGAUGUAUCACUAGCUGAAAUGGAAAGUUCUGAAUCUUGUACAGAAGAAGUUAAAACUGUCGCAUUGGAUAAUAAUGGAAAUGAUGAAAAUUCUAAGGAAAAUUUACCAGAGCCAAAGAAUAAAAAACAAUCUAAAGAAGAUAAAAAAAAGUCAAAACAGCAGAAAAAAAAUCCCCAUCCCACAGAGAAAACUAAAUUAUUCCAAAAAACUAAACAGAAGAAAAAAGAAAAUGCAGUUGAAUCAGACGAAACGACAAAGUUAACAGCUGUUACAGCUACUGUUACAGCUACUGAAGCAGCUACUGAAGCAAAAGCUGCUGAGGCCAAAAAUGAUUCGGCUAAGAAAAUAAAAUCAAAAAGCAACAAAGAUCUUCCUCACCUAAAGAUAAACACCAAACAGAAUCGAUCUUCAUUUUUGUGCUGCUUCUGCUCGAGUAAGGCCAACCGGCACUCCUCUCUAACCUCACUAACGUCGCCUAUUUCCGAAUGUUCGGAGGGUAGUGGGGCUCCGGCCACUACUAAAGUUCAACUCGACAAUUUAGACGCCAUUUCUAAUAUUACAAUUUCAUCUAGGGAUCUAAUUACGGCCGCCAUUUUACAAAAUUCUGGUAAUGCAACAGCCAGCAAGACAUCUGAAACAACAAAUAAUUCAACAACAGCAAACAACAAUGACAAUAACAAUGAUAACACUAACAACAACAGCGACAGUGUAAACAACGGCAACGAUAUCAACAAAAAUGGUGUCACCAGAACUGAAAGUAUUAAGGUCAUAACGAAUUUCUACCCAUCCCUACGUCCCAAAUCUCCAGUUUACCAUCGCACGCCGUCACCGGGGUCAAAGUAUCAAGAAGUUCCGACCUCUGAACCUGACCUCUCAAAGCAGCCGAAACGAAGUGCCAUGAAAGGCGCUAAAGAGAAGGAAAGACAGAAGUUGCUGAUGAAGCAGAUGCAGACGAAGCUGAACAAUCACCUCAACGACGCCGACAACAAUGACGACUCACUCACCAGCACAUCCCUAUUAAAUGGCGUUGGGGAUGGCGGUCAUGAUGAUAGUUUUAUUAGUAAUAACUCUAACAAAAGUCAUAACAGGUAUAAGAAGAAGACGGUGACCAGCAAGUUUCUCUUGCCGGACAACAACACUCUCGCUGACGAUAACGACGCCACUGAUGACGACGACGACGACGACGACGAUGACGCCGAUAAGGAUGGUGCAUUGGUGAGCAGGAGGCUAAGGAAGGAUAGAAGGAAGAUUGGAAUGCAACUGAGCAGAAAAUUGAGCCAAAGGCCAUCCUUUUACGAAUUGCAAGAGAAACACAUCUUGCUCAAGCAGACUCCGGAGGAAUACUUGAAAAAUAAGGAAGAGUUGAAGAGGACCCUAGUUAGAAAGUUAACGUUCAGGCCCACAGUUACAGAGCUUAGGGAAAGACAAAUUCUGAAAUUUAAUGAUUACAUUGAGGUAACGGAGAUCGAAGAGGUGGAUCGUAAGGGAGACAGGCCCUGGACGAGGUUGACACCCCAGGACAAGGCGGCCAUCAGGAAGGAACUGAACCACUACAAGAGCACCGAGAUGAUGGUGCACGAAGAGAGCAAGCAAUACACCAGUCAGAAAGAAGCCCAAGAUAUAGACCAGGAACUCUUCACUGAAUAUGAAUACAGUGUAGAUCAGCUGAUGGAGUUAGCAGGACAGAGUUGUGCUGUGUCAUUUGCCAAAAGUUACAAAGAUAAGAAGGAAAGUGAUGUUCUUGUGGUUUGUGGGCCAGGGAAUAAUGGAGGUGAUGGUCUUGUAUGUGCCAGACAUCUGAAACUUUUUGGUUACAAUCCAGCCAUAUUUUAUCCAAAAAGAACAGACAGACCUCUCUACCACAAUCUGACAACUCAGUGUAACAAAAUGGAAAUACCAUUUUUAGAAAAGCUGCCAAACUCUACUGAAAUGAGCAAACAUUACAGUGUCAUUGUGGAUGCUUUAUUUGGGUUUAGUUUCACUGGACCUCCCAGAGGUCACUUUGCUGAUAUUAUUUCUUCUCUUAUCUCCAGCAAGUUACCUAUCUUAAGUGUUGAUGUUCCUUCAGGUUGGAACAUUGAAUCAGGCAACCCAGAUGGCAUUCAACCAGAUGUGUUGGUCUCACUAACAGCCCCAAAGUUAUGUGCAAAACAUUUCAAAGGCAGAAAACACUUUUUAGGUGGCCGGUUCGUUCCGCCGCAACUUGCAAAUAAGUACCAACUUAACUUACCUGAGUACCCUGGCAUCGAGUUAGUCGUCGAUAUCACAGAUGUAGAAGUAAAAAACGAAUUAUAA